AUGAGCAAAGACGCGAUCGAAAGAAGCAAUGAUGGAGAUGUUGUGGCUGACAUCAAUUACUUCCCGGCCACUGGGAAGCCCAUCUCAAAAGCAUCAUGGAAGCCGCGAUACUUGGGUGAACCAGACCAAUUUACGAGAUCUAUGACCAUACGCGAUGCGCGCGGAAAGGAAGAAGAAUUCGAUUUAAAUAUGAAAGGCUUCACUUUCAUCCGCCUGCCUCCGGCAAGUCGAGUAACACGUGAAGAUGAUGAAGAGACAGUGAAGCGCAGUUACUACCCCGAGCUCGAGGAAAUUGCAAAGAAAUUAACCGGUGCAUCAAAAGCGCACGUCUUCAACCACGUCAUGCGCGCACACACUUCGCCAGCCUCAAAAGGUAUUCAAGACGCCCAAGGCCGCUGGCAAGACAUUCCUGCCGGCCAUCCACACGUUGAUUAUGCCGAUACAUCGGGCGCAAUGCUAGGUACUCGAGCGGAACUAAACCUUCCAUUAUCCAUUGACACACUCUUCGACACCAGCAGCCGGUAUGCCUUCCUCGGCAUGUGGCGCCCUCUCAAAACCGUACGUCGAGAUCCGCUCGCGGUAUGCGAUGCGACAACAGUGUCGGACAAGGAUUACCAAGUCCGCCUGCGCGAGUUCAGUCGAACGGGUAUUAAGAGCGCGAACUAUGUCAUGAGCCAUGCUGAUGAGAAGGAAACGCAUGAGUGGUGGUAUUUGAGCCAGAUGCAGCCAGAUGAGAUGGUUGUAUUCAAGGGAUUUGAUACGAAGCAAGACUUGCCUGGCUGGAGAUGUCCACAUACGGCAUUUAGAGUGAAGGGAAGUGAGAAAGAGGAGGCGAGGGAGAGUGUCGAGGCUAGGGUCAUUUGCUUCUGGGACUGA
This is a messenger RNA of Parastagonospora nodorum SN15, 876 nucleotides long. RefSeq lists its product as hypothetical. NCBI's taxonomy places the organism in Eukaryota, Fungi, Ascomycota, Dothideomycetes, Pleosporales, Phaeosphaeriaceae. The record is from RefSeq and is a predicted model, not a curated record. Bases 1 to 876 code for a protein of 291 amino acids. Gene Ontology annotation, molecular function: oxidoreductase activity. The transcript has 2 exons.